Molecule: messenger RNA, 1922 nt
Organism: Chironomus riparius
Lineage: Eukaryota; Metazoa; Arthropoda; Insecta; Diptera; Chironomidae
Source: the annotation of a GenBank genome assembly
AAAUUUGAAUGACUCGAAUAAACCAACUGCAAAGAUAGAUUUAUUUUUUUCUCAAAAAUGGCUACAAUCUUAUAAUACUAAUGCGCAAACUAUAUUUUAUGUUGGUGAAUUGCAUGAAUUAAAGUAGAUUUCUUCAUCAUAGUUUAAUAAGUUUUUAAAAAAAUGGGUAAUAAGUGUUGUUCAAAAAGACAGCCUGAUGAAUUUACUACAGGAUAUAAAAAGAAUGAAGCAAAUUUCUCCGUGAACUUGUCAAAUCCUAAACAUAACAGUAACUCAUUAGAUUCCCGUUACACACCAGAUCCAAAUAACAGACUUGGUGUGAAGCAUACAAAAAGUGGUAUAGAUAUUAUAAGAAGUGGUAAUCCUCGUAAUUUGUCACACCCAAAUACAAGUCAUCGUAGAACAGUCGUUGCUUUGUAUAAUUACAAUGCACGGGAAGAUACGGAUGUUUCAUUCGUUAAAGGCGAUCGAAUGGAAGUAUUGGAUGAUACGGAGUCAGACUGGUGGAGAGUAAUACAUUUAACGACUAGACAAGAAGGACUGAUUCCAUGGAAUUUUGUAGCCGAAGAAAGAAGUGUUAAUAGUGAAGACUGGUUCUUCGAAAACGUCUCAAGAAAAGAAGCGGAUAAGUUGUUGCUGGCCGAAGAAAAUCCAAGAGGAACUUUCCUCAUUAGACCAUCUGAACAUAAUCCUAACGGUUUUUCACUGUCUGUUAAGGAUUGGGAAGAAUCUCGAGGCUAUCAUGUAAAACAUUACAAAAUUAAGCCUCUUGAUAACGGCGGGUAUUUUAUAGCAACAAAUCAAACAUUUGCGAAUCUACAAUCAUUAGUGAUGGCUUAUUCGAAAAAUGCUCUGGGACUAUGCCAUGUUCUUUCCCGUCCUUGUAGAAAGCCACAACCAACCAUUUUUGAUCUUGCACCUACAUUAAGGGAUGAAUGGGAGAUUAAUCGCAAUGAAAUUCAGCUCAUACGAAAACUAGGACGAGGAAACUUUGGCGAAGUUUUUUACGGAAAAUGGAGAAAUAAUAUUGAAGUAGCUGUAAAAACCUUACGCGAAGGCACAAUGUCUACACAAGCAUUCCUCCAAGAAGCAGCUAUAAUGAAGAAAUUUCGUCAUAAUCGCUUGGUAGCUUUAUAUGCUGUUUGUUCAAAAGAAGAGCCCAUUUAUAUUGUACAAGAAUAUAUGGGAAAAGGAAGUUUGCUUGAUUUUCUUCGAGAGGGCGAUGGACGUUAUUUGCAAUUUGAGGAUUUAAUAUACAUCGCAUCGCAAAUAGCUUCCGGUAUGGAAUAUUUGGAAACAAAGCUAUUAAUUCACCGUGAUUUAGCCGCAAGGAAUGUAUUGAUCGGAGAAAAUAAUGUUGCAAAAAUCUGCGAUUUUGGAUUAGCUCGCGUUAUUGCAGAUGACGAAUAUUGUCCUAAACAAGGUUCAAGAUUCCCUGUAAAGUGGACAGCUCCUGAGGCAAUAGUUUAUGGAAAAUUCUCCAUAAAGUCUGAUGUAUGGUCAUAUGGUAUUCUUCUUAUGGAACUUUUCACUUUUGGACAAGUGCCGUAUCCCGGUAUGCAUAGUCGAGAAGUCAUUGAACAAAUAGAAAGAGGCUAUAGGAUGCCCAAACCAACAAAUCAUCACUUACCUGAUAGCAUUUAUAACUUAAUGUUAAACUGCUGGGACGCGAUUCCAGAAAAAAGACCCACAUUUGAAUUUUUAAACCACUACUUUGAAAGCUUUAGUGUUACGUCGGAGGUACCUUACAAAGAGGUACAUGAUUAAAAGCUAAUAAUAACUGUCCCUUAAAAAAUCUUCACAAAAUAUGCAGUAAGUAGAUUCGCAUUUCCAAAUAUGCUUUUUAGUUGUUGAUAAACUGAAAAUUUAAAUGAAAUGAGCUCUUAAAAACACUAAAGAAGAUCUCAUAAAUUACUUGACCG